CCGGAGCAGCCUCGCCUCGCCUCGCAGAGCCGGCAGGACGCCCCGAGGAGGCUGCACGACCCGUCGGGGCCAGGCGAGCCCCAGGUGCCCACAUAUCUAAAAGCAGUGAAAAACAGCAUCAGUUCCCAGGAUGCACCCGGCCAUCAGCUUUGGUUCUCUUCUGCUUGUCAUCUCUUCUCUACCUAUAGAAUCAGCCGCAGUCUGUCCUGAGCAGGAUCCAGACCUCAAACCGUGGAACCCUGGACACAAUGAAGAUAAUCAUGUUGAAAUCAGUAAUGGCAAGAAGUUCCUUCUCUCUUCUUCUGCAACUGUCCACUCUAUCCACAUCACAAGUGGAGGAAAACUGAUCAUUAAGGACAACGUAGAGCCUAUUGUUUUGCGUACUCGACAUAUACUGAUUGAAAAUGAAGGAGAGAUGCAUAUUGGAAGUGAGAUAUGCCCAUACCAGAGUAAUGUGACCAUCAUCUUAUAUGGGCGAGCGGAUGAUGGCACCCAUCCUGACACUUACUUUGGGCAAAAGUUUAUUGGGGUCAGUGAAGGUGGAACUUUUGAGAUCCAUGGUGAAAAAAAAUUGUCCUGGACUUUCCUAAACAAGACUCUUCACCCUGGUGGCAUGGAAGAAGGUGGAUACUACUUUGAAAGGAGCUGGGGUCAUCGAGGCAUCAUUGUCCACGUUAUUGACCCUAAGACAGGGGAAGUUGUCCAUUCGGAUCGGUUUGAUACCUACAAAGUGAAAGGGGAAAGUGCACGUCUUGUCCAGUAUUUGAGCAAAGUUGCUAAUGGCAUGAUCCUCUCAGUCGCAGUGAAUGAUGAAGGAUCUAGAAACUUAGAUGACUCAGCCAGGAAAGCAAUGACCAAACUGGGCAGCAAGCAUUUCCUCCACCUUGGGUUUAGGCAUCCGUGGAGUUUUAUUACAGUUAAAGGAAACCCUUCUGCUUCUGUUGAAGACCACCUUGAAUAUCCAGGACAGAGAGGGUCAGCUGUGGCCAAAGUAUUCAAACUAUUCCAGGCUGAAAACGGAGAGCAUUUUAAUGUGUCUUCAACCAGCGAGUGGGUUCAAGACUUAGAGUGGACGAAGUGGUUUGAGAAGCCUGAAAAGGCAAGAUCCAAAGACAUGGAGAAACUUUCUGACUUCAAGGCAGUCUAUCCAAAUGAAAUCUGUAGUCACCCCCUUGAUAUCCAGGCAGUUACGCUUGAUGGAGCUAAUUUAACUACUGAGGUUUUCUAUAAAAAUGGCCAUGAUUAUAGGUUUAUAUGCCAUGGGAAGGACCAGACAAAUGAAGGGUGCCAAAACUACAAAGUACGGUUCUUGUGCGGCAAAUCUGUGAGACCAAAGCUUACGGUAACUGUGGACACCAACGUGAACAGCAUAAUCUUGACUCUGGUAGAUGAUGUGCGAUCGUGGAAGCCUGGAGACAGGCUUGUUGUUGCCAGCACAGAUUAUUCCAUGUACCAGGCUGAAGAGUUCCAGGUAUUACCAUGCAGAGCCUGCAAACCUAACCAGGUCAAAGUGGCAGGAAAAGCAACAUACCUUCACAUAGGAGAAGUUGUCGACGGAGUUGACAUGAGAGCAGAAGUGGGACUGCUAAGCCGAAACAUAGUGGUGCUCGGGGAGACGGAGAAGCAAUGUUAUGAAUACAACAACAAGUUAUGCUCCUUCUUUGAUUUUGACACCUUUGGGGGACACAUCAAGAUUGCUCUUGGAUUUAAGGCUGUCCAUAUAGAAGGUUUAGAAUUGAUACAUAUGGGCCAGCAAGCAAUGGGACACUACCCGAUUCACUUCCAUAUGGCUGGAGAUGUGGAUGAAAAAGGAGGCUACCACCCGCCAAGCUAUGUUAAGGAUGUCUCUGUUCACCAUGCCUUCUCACGUUGUAUCACAGUCCAUGGCUCCAAUGGCUUGCUGGUUAAGGAUGUUGUGGGCUAUGACACCCUGGGACACUGUUUCUUUACUGAGGAUGGGCCAGAGGAACGCAACACAUUUGAUCACUGUCUUGGACUGCUUAUUAAGCCUAGCACUCUAUUACCAUCUGACCGAGACAGUAAAAUGUGCAGGAUGAUUACAGAAGGGGCUUAUCCAGGAUAUAUCCCCAAACCUAGGCAGGAUUGCAGUGCUGUUUCCACCUUCUGGAUCGCCAACCCACACAACAACCUCAUCAACUGUGCAGCUGCAGGAUCUGAAGAAACAGGAUUUUGGUUUGUUUUGCACCAUGUGCCCACGGGGCCCUCUGCAGGGAUGUAUUCCCCAGGCUACUCGGAGCACGUUCCAAUGGGGAAAUUCUACAACAAUCGGGCACAUUCGAACCACCGAGCUGGAAUGAUGAUUGAUAAUGGGGUCAAAACCACACCAGCAUCGGCUAAGGACAAAAGGCCUAUCCUGACGAUGAUUUCUGGAAGGUAUAGCCCGCACAAAGACGCUGACCCUUUGAAGCCAAGAGAGCCUGCCAUAAUUAAACACUUUAUUGCCUACAAGAACCAGGAUCACGGGGCCUGGCUGAGGGGUGGAGAUGUGUGGCUGGAUAACUGCCAGUUUGCGGACAAUGGCAUUGGCCUGACCUUGGCUAGCGGUGGAACAUUCCCGCACGACGAUGGCUCAAAGCAAGAAAUAAAGAAUAGUCUCUUUGUCGGUGAAAGUGAAAACCUGGGAACAGAGACCAUGGACAAUGAAAUCUGGGGACCUGGUGGCCUGGAUCACAGAGGGAGGACCCUCCCUAUAGGCCAGGAUUUCCCCAUUCGUGGGAUUCAGUUCUACGACGGGCCAAUCAGCGUUGAGAACUGCACCUUCCGCAAGUUUGCUGCACUGGAGGGCCGUCACACAAGUGCCCUGGCCUUCCGACUCAACAAUGCCUGGCAGAGCUGCCCCAACAACAACGUCACAAACAUUAUCUUUGAAGAUGUCCCGAUUACCUCAAGAGUGUUCUUUGGAGAACCCGGUCCCUGGUUCAAUAAACUGAACAUGGAUGGUGACAAAACAUCAGUUUUUCACGAUGUAGAUGGAUCUGUAUCACAGUACCCUGGUUCAUACCUGAUAAAGGAAGAUAACUGGUUAAUCAAACACCCAGACUGUAUUGAUGUACCAGACUGGAGAGGUUCAAUCUGCAGUGGACACUAUGCCCAGAUAUACAUCCAGGCCUACAAGCCAGCCAACUUGCAAAUGAAAAUCAUAAAGAAUGACUGCCCUGAUCAUCCUCUUUCCUUGGAGGGGGCUUUAAGCAAAAGCACUCAUUACCAGCAGUACCAGCCUGUUAUAACCCUGAGGAAAGGUUACACCGUGCAUUGGGACAAGACAGCCCCUGAGGAAAUGACAUUAUGGCUCAUCAACUUCAACAAGAAUGACUGGAUUCAAGUAGGGUUUUGCUACCCUAAAGGAACAACGUUUUCCAUCCUCUCAGACAUCCACAAUCGUCUCUUGAAACAAACAUACAAAACGGGUACCUUCUAUAGGACCCUGCAGAUGGACAAACUGGAAUACAGAUACCCUACCAAGGGAUACUACUACUGGGACGAGGACACUGGGUUGCUGUUUCUGAAACUGAAAGCGCAGAAUGAGAAGGACAAGUUUGCCUUCUGCUCUGUCAAAGGCUGUGAAAGAAUAAGGAUCAAAGCAGUUAUCCCCAAGAAUGCUGGAAUCAGUGAUUGUACAGCUAUGGCCUAUCCCAAAUACAUUGAGACACCAAUAGUGGAUGUGCCAAUGCCUAAGAAGUUACCCAACACUGGGCUGAUGUAUAAAGACCAUUUCCUAGAGGUGAAAAUAGAAACCUACACAACAAGAUACUUCCACCUGAUGGAUGACUUUGCAUAUAUCGAGGCUGAUGGCAAGAAGAUUUUCCUCACUGAGGAUGGAAUCCAAGUAGUUGUGAUUGAAGGGCAAAAUGGAAAAGUUGUCAACCAAAAAAGCUUCAAGAACGCUAUUCUCCAGGGAAUCCCAGCACAGAUAGACCAUUAUGUCACCAACAUCAAAGACAAUUCUAUAGUGUUGAUGGCCUCAAAGGGAAGAUACCUUUCCAAAGGACCAUGGAUUAAAGUACUGGAAAAGCUUGGAGCUGAGAGAGGUUUUAAGUUAAAAGAUAAAAUGGCGUUCAUUGGAUUCAAAGGCAGCUUUCGGCCAAUCUGGGUGAAACUCGUCACUGAGGAGAAUGCAGCCAAAAUCUUUCAAGCUGUGCCAGUCCCUGUGGUGAAGAAAAUGAAAUUAUGAAGACACCAUGCUUUGCCUUCUGACUCCUAGCACUGCCCCUUUAGAACAGGACUACUGACUCUGCCUCCGACAGACACACUGCCACCACUCUCCAGAGACGAUGUAUUUUUUUUAUUGCUGUACUUCGAGAAAUGUUAUCGUAAGUGGUAGAGUGGUCACAUGUGACAAAGAGCAUUCCUUGUGCUGGGUAUUGUGUGUGAUCAUCGCAUCCUGACCUGUUAAUCUGCUCCUUGAUAGCAGGUUCACCUUUAUUUUUCUAAGCUCGGUAUCUGGGACAAGAUAAGUUCGUCUGUUGUUUUCACAGGUGUUGCAUUUCAGUGGUCUCCUCCACACCCCACACACUCCAGUUGCGUUCUGCCUGGACCUGCUUUGUGGGCCCGUCAGUUGGGGGUUUCUACACCAAACACGGACAGCUGCUUCCCAGCCUUGGACCUUUCACAUGGAACUGAUUGAAUCCACCCUCUGGGCCUGUUUCUUUGUCUUGCUUUUUCUUUUGAGAGCACAAUCAGCUACUUGCAUAAAAGUGGAAAUGCAAAUUCAGAGGCUAGCUGAAAAAAUCUGGGAUGGAAAGUGUCGAUGUUAGAUGUUGGAAGUCAUUAUCCAAAGGUCAGAAAAUAUGACCAAAUGGUAAGAACUGGCCUGAAAGCUUGUACCAGAUUCUGUCAAACUCCUGCACAAUCCCUCUGGAUUGUAAGUGGGGAUUUACCAGGGAGUCAUCCCAUUUCAGCUGAAGAAGAGAGAGGGAAUAGAUUGAAUAUAAGUGAACAAAGUAAGGGUACCUCUUUUCCUUUCAUUUCCAUGGAUCAUUAUUUUUUGUCUUCAAGUAGCUGUUGUCAGGAUUCACUGUUUUUUUUUCCCUAGCUAAGCAGCCACAGACUGGUGGAAAAGACCUGACAACAGGCACGCCACAAUUACUCAGCCUUUCCCUCAAAUGUAAAUCUUCAGGGCCAGCCUCUGGGCUCAGAGUAGCACCACAGCCACAGAGAGGAACCACAUUCACCUCUCUUGCUCAUAGGCUGAUUUUCCCCAACACUGCCAGCCUAUUUCACUUUUACUAGGCAAUGAGAAGUCAAUCUCGCUCCCUGGAAAGUCAGUGAAGAAAAGGAUAGGGCCCAAUAUUUUGUGCCUUGCUUGUCUGUGGUCCCUCCUGGCCUAGGGAAGGAGUAUGUACUGUGCCCUAGAAGGAGCUAGUUCUUUACUAAGGGGAGGGUCAUUGAGAUGUAAGGGUCUUUGAGGACAACAUGGACAGUUGUGUGGGACCGUCUGCACCAGAAACCUUUGCUCCCAAAGUGAUGCAGCCUUUGAAUUUCCUACCAUUUUUCUGCAAAACAGAAUUUUCUAAAUUAAAAAAAAAAGAAUAAAAAAAGGCUAUUAAAGAAAAAUGAGUGCAGCCUAGGGCUGCUCGCCAGAACACCUCAUUAAACUGGGAAGUUUAUCUUAACCAUAUGAAAUGCUGUCAAGUGUUCAAAUAUUCACAUGACACAUUGCUAUCUGCUCUCCAAAGAUGUCAUUCAGGCAUCUUAAGUAGUUUCUGGCUAUUUCAGUAAUGCCAAUAUAAAAAAAAAAGGGGUCUCAAAGCAGCAAGUAAGCAAGCUGCCUUUAACAGUUGUGUUUGUCCCCAUCACCACCGUAAAACCAGUCUUGGUUUCCCAAGCCUUGGUUUACCGUUUUUUUCCCCCCUAAGUAAUACUUUUGUGACUAAAUGUCUCUUUUCCCCACUGUACCUAAAUGCCAGCUCUGACCGGGAAGGAAGCAGCAGUGAUUCCACGCCCCGUUCCAAGCGUGGUCACUGUGCAGAUGCUGAGUCCUGUAAGCCCUGUCUCUGCUCGGAGACGCGGUGGCUCUGGGAGUCAGCUCUGAGUGGAGUUCAGGCCAUCCUCCAGGUAUUUGCCUCUAUGAUCUUUCCUGGGUUUUGAAACUGGAAUUGUUCUUUUCAGCCUCCUAGCUGGUUUUCACAAGCGGAAUAUCUGGUCUGUCUGUUUCAAAAGGAUCCGGUUUCCCCCAUUGUCCUUUCCCCCACUUCUCUAAACGAGUCAUUACUGAAGGAGCCCAACUUCCAGCAUACUUAUUUUUGCUCCUUACCAAAUCAUGUCCCUUGUGCCAUUUCCAUUGAGCACAGAGUGCAUGGGCACAGUUCUCAAGAGAUUUCUCCCAAUGUCUUAUGAUGAUUUGGGGUUUCCCCCAAAUCGCAAACUAUUCCUUAAAGAAGUUAGUCUCACUUACAGUUCAGCCUCGAUUAUUUACACCUCAUAAAUCUAAAAAUGCCCUGUCAGCCAAAGAGGGCCAGGACCCCAAGAUCCAUUAAUCACAUUGAACAAUCUUUUAAUUUUUCAAACUCCUAAUUAUCUGAAUAUAUUCAGUGUACUUCAUGCCAUUCCCAUAAUCGAGGCAGUACUGUUGGUACAACCACACCACCUGCUCUGUAUUAGUAGAACACACGUGCAACAUAAAAGCCGAAUGAAAGCUACAGGAAAUGGGUCAAGGCUAGAACACACUUUUUUGGAAACUUUUAAGUCUCAGGAAAAGAUGCUUCAAAGUUUGGACAUGGCCUUCUAAACAUACCCUACUUUUACCCUCCAUUGAUCUAUCUAAGUAGGUCUUCAUAUUGUGCCUAUUUGAGGAGAGGCAGGCAUAGGACCCAUUCACACCUCGUGGUGUAUGAGCUGGCUGAUUACAACGGUUUGUUCAACUAAUACCAGAAGGCAAGGUGCCCUUGUACUAAGGUGCAGAUGCUCAUUUUCAAACUUCUGGAAUUCUCAGGGUAAAAUCAUAAGACUUGGCUCUAGGAAAUAAGGUCUACUUUUAAGAAGAAACCUAUUAAAAUAAUGGUAAAUGCGUCUGUUUUUCUGUCAUGUAAGGCUUGUCACAUAGACCUGAUUUGGGGGAUGGAUUGCUCCAAACACUGGGCACACGGUGGCUAGACAGAGAAUCUGGAACGGUAGCAGAGCAUAACAGGGCAGGCACUCCCCUGAAGCGCAACCCACUCCCAUUGAGUUCAAUGGGCUGAAAUCAGUGCACAAAUCUGAAGGCAGAACGUGGCCUAAUAUCUUCCCCAAUUCACAACAGUGCGGAGUCACGUGCAUAUGAAAAACGUGUGGGGAUCCUAGCAGUUGCAUGUGUGCAUCUCUGUGACUAGUGAAGUGACUGAGUGCUCGUGGCUUGUACAGUCUUUUAACUGUGCCUUCCCAAAUGGCAAAUAUCCAAUUUGUGAAGUUUUAUUGCUCCAACUGUUCUCACAUUUGCCUCUAUAUGAGAUUGUCAUUGUUUUAGGGCAAUUUUUCCUUUUGCCUAGUGUAUUUGUUUUGUCUCCGUUUGAAUGCUUGUUUUACCUGUCGCCGAAAUAGCUGGUCCUUUUUCGGAGCUAGAUGUAUAGUGUUUUGUACAUUUUCUUACCAACUCCACAAUGAAAAAAUAUAUAUUUUCUAUUUAUUUAUUAUAAAGGCACUAAGAGAACUAAAUUUGCAGACAUAUGAAGAGUUGUAUUUAGAUUUCAGCAUUGUCCAAGCUGUUAGAGAGGUCAGAAAUGUGUCUUUUCAGAUAAUCUGCUUUGCACUUGAAAGUUCCCUAUGUCCAUAGAAUGUGGUGAUGCAUUGACUGUUUUAUGACGACAAAAGCUCCUGGAACAUUAAGUCCAGGGAUUUUUACUUACAACAGAAUUAAUCUGUAGUUGUUUGGAAUACACGACCUGUAUCAGAAUAAAUAUUCAAUGCAACCUUA
Messenger RNA from Alligator mississippiensis (American alligator), 7909 nucleotides. It is a transcript of the gene CEMIP, whose product is annotated as cell migration inducing hyaluronidase 1. The coding region runs from base 131 to 4192 and encodes 1353 amino acids. Lineage: Eukaryota; Metazoa; Chordata; Crocodylia; Alligatoridae. The transcript has 29 exons. The record is from RefSeq and is a predicted model, not a curated record.